AUGCCUAACGCUCCUUCCUCGUCCAGCGCCCCUUCCUUCCGUUCGACCCCUUGGUUCCCGCGGAACUACCAAGCCCUGCCUGCCAACCCAGCGAUGCGCGAUAGCGGCUGGAAGCUCUACGUCGCGCACAGAGCCGUGCGCACUGUAGCAGCGCUGGGGAACGGUAAUUACGCUAUCUCCCCGAACGCGGAGUUCAUCCCUUCUCCUCCUCCAAGCCAACAGGAGCGCGAAGAGAUCUACUCGGACGGGCGCAGAGGCUCCUUUGAGCCCGGCUACCACCCUCAAUUCUGGAACCGUUCGAACGGGCAUCUCCCGUUCAUCCACGAAGUUCCCGAGAGCGAGGAGGGGGUGGACCCAGCGUAUAUCAUGAUGGAUUGCGAAAGGGACGGAAGGUACGCGGAGCUCCAGAGAGCGGAGGCGUUCUUCUCGGUGGACCGCGAGCGUCCCAUGUCACUUUACCUUCGGCCAGUCGCGGUGCAGGACUCCCUGUAUCGUUUCAAAAACGUAGAAGCCUCCCUGCAGUCGUUACGGAACGACACGGCCGUCAUCCAACGCCACCUUCUGGAGCUACGAGCGUACUCGUACCGCUCUUACCUCCAGGUCGCUUACGACCAGGGUCGACUCUGGACGCCGUGCCCGGACCAAGCAGGGGUGGGGUGUUGGCUCAAAGACAAAGACGACGAGUUACUCAAGAAACUCGUAUGGUUCGGAGUACCGGUCUGGUACAUCCGUCAGGCCGAUUCCCCUCCUCCUCACCCUCUAUCCCCGGUGCUAGCCCUCAACACUCGGCUGUCGGACGAACCAUGGAUAGAGGAGGACCAUGGGAUCCCCAUCGAGGUGGGCAAGCGAACGAGGAAGCGACUGCGGGCUAUCGCCGCGGCUUUGGACGAUGACUCGGAUGACUCAGACCCCGAGUUCACCAAGUUUCGUCGUCCUCCGCCAGCAAAGGAGACCCCAGAUCACCAGGACCUGCAGCGACGACGAGGGGUGGAACAAUCGUCCGGCUCCAGACCCCGUUUCUCCUCCAUCAUCACCAAGGCCGACAACCCCGCCUCGCCGAGCGGAUUCUCCUAUGCGCGUCUCGACUCCCCCUCCGCCUCCGCGCCCAAUCACCCCAGCGCGCGACGAACCAAUGGUUACGUCUCCGGCGGCCUCCCACCGGCUGGACAAAGGGAAGCAGCGAGCGCGAUCCCCGCCUCGACGUGUCCCUUCGCCCCCAGCUCGUCGGCCGAGCCCGUCCCCGAUACGACGAGUCGUCUAUCCGGAUCCCCCCAGUCGCGGCCGUUCCCCAGUACAAACUCGACCCCUUCCGAGACGGGUAUCCCGGCCCCCUUCUCCUCGAAACAUGAGGCCUCGAGAACGCUCCCCGGAUCGACGACGCUCCUCACCACGUCCGCGCCGUUCUCCCGCUCGUUACGAGCCACGUCUCCUGCGUCGCUCGGCCUCCCCCAGCCGGAGGAGUCACCACCAAGCGCGACCGCUGGACCACGAGGAGAGUCAUCUCCGUUCGUUGAUUCGAGCCAGGAACCACAGCCCCGCCCCCUUCCCCCCCCCCUCCUUGCGACAAACGCGAUCCCGCUGGAGCGUCGACUGGGCCCUGCCCCGUCGGCUUCUAAUACCAAGUCGCUGGUGGAGCGGGUACAACCCGCCAGUCUCUUGUCUCGUCUCAACACUCCGCAACAACCUGCCGCCAGUUCUAGCGUGAGAGAUGGCCGGGGGGCGGCUAAGUCCUCCUUACUCGAACGGUUGAAACUACCACUGGAGAGCCGGCUGUCCGAUGCGUCCCCUUCCGGCUCCUCCUCCGAUAGCCCGCCGGCUCCGAGCCCGAGCGAGCUACGCGACGUUAAGCUGGCCUCCGGAAUCACGCUGCGCACGAGACUGGCCAUCUUCACCGCUGCCGAAGCGGAAGCCUACUUGCACCACCCUUUCGAGCGCGACGGGAGUGAGCCCGCUUUCAGACGGACCUGGGAAACGGAGCUUGGUCCAGCCCCGAUGUUUCCCCCGGAAACCCAGCUCCCCAUCCCUUCUCCCUCGCACCUCCUCGCAGAGGGCGAUGAAGGCUACCUGGCCACUCUCAUUUGGCUCAAGAUGUGCAACGACUGCGUCGAGACAUUGAGGAAGGAGCCCAAGGAAUGGGAGACGAGAAACCAACGUCAGUGGAGGUCACGUCUCCGAUCUUCCCCCACGCUGGUAAGAGCGUUCAAGGACAAUGCUACUCGUCCCUUGCCCGACGCUGCCAUCGCUCCCCACCGCAACCCCAACCCGAAGGAGAAGGAGGGCGAAGUAUGGGAGCUACGCACGUUCCUAUUUCGACUCAACUUCGAGCGGCUGGCGGCGGCGCAGUUGCCCAGCCUGAAAGCAGCCACGACCGACGCAGCCAAGGGCGCCAUAUGGGCCGGCCUCCGGGAUCGCAUACGCCGAGUUUGGGGUCAGGGAACAUCGCACUACCCAGCAGUCGGAGAGCCGCGCUACCUGGACAGUGAUGACGACCUGGUCCGGAUGAGGUACUGGUUCGCGUUAGGACGACUGAUGAUCGAGUGGAACGUGAGGGACGACAUCGCGCAAGACUUGCAACUCGCGAUGGGGGGCACUGUUACGGAUGCAGUAGAACGCGUCAAGUCCGCGUACACUACUAUCUACAAGAACACCUUCGGUAAUCGCGAGCCGCACGUCUUCGUAGCACGUACAUAAUUACUG
Molecule: messenger RNA, 2697 nt
Organism: Rhodofomes roseus
Lineage: Eukaryota; Fungi; Basidiomycota; Agaricomycetes; Polyporales; Fomitopsidaceae
Exons: 4
Coding region: 1-2691 (896 amino acids)
Source: RefSeq, a predicted model, not a curated record